Messenger RNA from Gracilinanus agilis (Agile Gracile Mouse Opossum), 809 nucleotides. RefSeq names its product troponin C2, fast skeletal type (gene TNNC2). Bases 90 to 572 code for a protein of 160 amino acids. NCBI's taxonomy places the organism in Eukaryota, Metazoa, Chordata, Mammalia, Didelphimorphia, Didelphidae. The record is from RefSeq and is a predicted model, not a curated record. Gene Ontology annotation, molecular function: calcium ion binding. Gene Ontology annotation, cellular component: myosin II complex. The transcript is spliced from 6 exons.
AUUGGGGACUGAGGUGGUGGGGAGCCUUUGGGUGUGGAGCGGAGAGGAGUUGGGACUGACUGCAGCGGGGGACAGAGUGAUCAGUCACCAUGACGGACCAGCAGGCAGAAGCCCGGUCCUUCCUCAGCGAGGAAAUGAUUGCUGAGUUCAAGGCUGCCUUCGACAUGUUUGAUGCUGAUGGUGGUGGUGACAUCAGCACCAAGGAACUGGGCACAGUAAUGCGGAUGUUGGGCCAGACACCCACCAAAGAGGAGUUGGAUGCCAUCAUAGAAGAGGUGGAUGAAGAUGGCAGUGGCACCAUCGACUUUGAGGAGUUCUUGGUCAUGAUGGUGCGCCAGAUGAAAGAGGAUGCGAAAGGGAAGAGUGAAGAGGAGCUGGCCGAGUGUUUCCGUAUCUUUGACAGGAAUGCUGAUGGUUAUAUUGAUGCUGAAGAAUUAGUGGAGAUCUUCCGGGCUUCAGGAGAACACGUGACAGAUGAAGAGAUUGAGUCCUUAAUGAAAGAUGGAGACAAGAACAAUGAUGGCCGAAUUGACUUUGAUGAGUUCCUGAAGAUGAUGGAAGGUGUGCAGUAAGAAUCCAGCACUGUUCACAGCCCCUCCAUCCUUCACUUCCAAGGGUUCAGCCAGAGAUUCAACUGGCUCCUCUCUCCCUGAGACCAUCCAGGGCUCCCCAAACUAUUCCUCCUCAUCUUCCACCCUCUGCUUCCCUGUCCCUCCCUCAUGUGAUGUUCCCCUUCCACUUCUCCCCUCCUGGUCUAUUCCUGAUGUGUAAAUGUCAUUCACCAAUAAAGGAAAAAGAUUUCACUCAGA